This is a messenger RNA of Aspergillus mulundensis, 1155 nucleotides long. RefSeq lists its product as uncharacterized. The transcript has a single exon. The coding region runs from base 1 to 1155 and encodes 384 amino acids. NCBI's taxonomy places the organism in Eukaryota, Fungi, Ascomycota, Eurotiomycetes, Eurotiales, Aspergillaceae. The record is from RefSeq and is a predicted model, not a curated record.
AUGGCAGACAAGCCCCUCUUCUCCCUCGACGCUUUUUGUUCCACCCCGGGCAUAACGCAUGUCUGCGCUGCGGGCGAAAGCCUCCCACUCAACUCGCACAAUGCUGCGUUUGCAAAAUACAUGCAAGACAAGGCGGCCGGACAUAUAGGCCCCAGGUUCAAGUCUCAGCAGCUGGACCACGUCCGCGUCGUUAUUUCCCAGGAAUGGAAAGCCACGAGCAUAAACGAAAUAGGGUUCGCGCCGAGCGUUGCAGACGGGGUCUCGAUGGUCGUUGAGUCUCUGCACUGGGAGGAGGGCGACAAUGUCGUCGUUGAUGCCGAUGAUUUCCCGAGCCUGAUUGCGCCUUUCAAGAUCAGAAGUCAAGCUCAUCAGACCAGGGGUGGUGUUGCUGUUCCUGAAGUACGCUUCGCCAACGCCGAUGCUCUUGACUCUGUCGUGAAUCCCAAUACACGAGUGAUAGCCGUCAGCUACGUCUCGUAUCUCACCAGCGCCCGAGUUGACCUAUCCUACUACCGCCGAGUCGCUGAUAAAGUCGGCGCAAUUCUCAUCGUCGAUUACAGCCAAGCAGCCGGCUACGCGCCCAUCGACGCUCCAAUUGCAGAUUUCGCGUUCAGCUGCUGCCAUAAGUGGCUAUUAAGCAGUACGGGCGUCGCGAUCGCGUACUGGAGCCAAACUCGCCAACCGGAUUGGAGACCUUCUACGGCUGGAUGGCACUCGCUUGAUCCGUUGCCCACUACUCGAGCGCAGUGGGAAGCGCAGGCCAUAAGUCUUCGAGAUGAUGCGUUGGUCUUCACGCGGGGGAACCCGAGUCAUCUGCCUAUCUAUAUCCUGCGCGAAAGUCUGGAUUUCCUGGCUCAGUGGGACGCGGCGCAGAUUGAGAAACAUGUGCAGAUUCUCACGACUAGUCUUCUUGAGGCCCUUGAAAGAGAAGGGGUUCCGUCCUCGACGCCCAGAGAGAAGAGGAAUCACGGAUCCAGCGUGACUGUCCAUUGCAAGGGUGCAGCAGAGAUUGUGGCCGAGAUGCGCGCGGCUGGGGUAUAUGCGUGGAAUGGCAAUGGAAGAGUACGGUUUAGCUUCCAUGGGUAUAAUUGCCAGGCGGAUGUUGAGCGGAUUAUGGAUGUUUUCCCGGUUUUGUGGAGGCAGUAUAAUGCAUGA